Molecule: messenger RNA, 3498 nt
Organism: Salpingoeca rosetta
Lineage: Eukaryota; Choanoflagellata; Craspedida; Salpingoecidae
Product: sodium/potassium-transporting ATPase subunit alpha
Exons: 2
Coding region: 1-3441 (1146 amino acids)
Biological process (GO): sodium ion export across plasma membrane; proton transmembrane transport; intracellular potassium ion homeostasis
Cellular component (GO): membrane
Molecular function (GO): P-type sodium:potassium-exchanging transporter activity; ATP hydrolysis activity; ATP binding
Source: RefSeq, a predicted model, not a curated record
AUGUUCCCACACCAUCCAACCCUCAUCCCACAGACAAAACACAAGAAGCUUGAGGAGGCAGGCCACGGGCCGGCCACCACCACCAACAACCACAACAGCCACAACAACAAGGGCGCUGAAGAGCAAGCGACAGCCGGCAACGAGCAUGUGCAGUCGAUACGCGACGUGGCAGACUCCUUCCCCAAGAGCCGCAUCGUUGUUUCCGAGGACGGUGCAUUGAAGAGUGCCCAGGGCCUGAGCACAGAGGAGGCGCAGCACCGUCUUGAGGAGGAUGGCCCCAACGUCCUCACGCCGCCCAAGCGCACGCCGCAGUGGGUCAUCUUCUUGCGGCAGCUGCUGGACCCGUUUAUGCUCAUGCUGCUUGCCGCCGCCAUCCUCAGCUGGGUCGCGUACGGCCUCGACACCACGGAGCCGCUCAACCUCUGGCUCGGCGUCAUCCUGUUUGCGGUCGUGCUUGUCACCAGCUUCAUGUCGUUCUUGCAGGAACGCAAGACAUCCAACCUCAUGUCGCUGUUUGCAGACCUCUCCCCGCCCAAGGCGCUCGUCGUGCGUGACGGUGCCCAGAUGGAGGUGGAGGCAGCGCACCUGGUUGUCGGCGACAUCAUCGUCUUCAAGGAGGGCGACAUCGUGCCUGCGGACGUUCGCAUCCUUCACUGCAGCGCCCUGCGCGUGGAGUGCUCCUCCCUCACGGGCGAGUCCACCCCGAUUGUCGGCACGGUUGAGGCUGCCACCCCCGGCACGGCCGCCCACGAGGCAACCUGCCUUGGCUUCUCGGGCUCCCAGUGCCUGCAGGGCUCUGCCACGGCCGUGGUGGUGCGGACGGGCGACAACACCAUGAUUGGCAAGAUUGCAUCGGCAACAGCAGCCGCUGGCUCCACAGACACGCGGCUCGGGCGGGAGGUGACGUCGUUUGUGCGGUUCGUGGCGGUACUGGCCAUCAGCAUGGCUGCGGUGUUCUUUGCCAUUGGCGUCGGCCGGCAGAAGGGCGACAACGCCCUCUACAUCUUCAUCAACGGCUUCCUCAUCGUCAUUGUCGCCAACGUGCCCCAGGGCCUGCCCGCCACGGUCACCUCCCUCCUCACCAUCACCGCGCGUCGCAUGGCAGCCAACAACAUGUUUGUCAAGCGGCUGGCCGUGGUGGAGACGCUUGGCUCCGCCUCUGUCAUCGCCUCGGACAAAACAGGCACCAUCACCCAGAACAGGAUGUCCGCGCGCGCGCUGUGGAGCAACCGCGUUGUGUACACGGACCUCGGCAGCCACAACCUCACCGCCGCCUUCCCCACUGCACACAACGACACCACCACCCUGCACUGGCUGAGCACGGUUGCGUGCGUGUGCAACCACGCCACGCGCCAGAUGACCAAGAGCGUGUCUGACGAGAGCGAGUACAUCGGCAAUCCCUCAGACGCCGCCCUGCUGCAGCUCACAGACCGGCACUACCACACGGACCUGCGCCGCAAGCAGUUUGACAUCGUGGGCGAGAUACCCUUCAACUCGCGCAAUAAGUGGCAGCUGGUCAUUGGCCGGCCCACCGACCCGCGUGUCCGCGCCGCAGCCAACGACUCGACCGCCACUGCCACGACGACGCCCGCCAUCACGGCGACGAGCGACAUGGACGUUGCGAUGCUCAAGGGCGCGCCCGAGAUUGUGCUGUCCAAGUGUGAUUCGUACAUGAUGAACGGCGAGGUCAUCCCCAUCAACGCCGACUUUGAGCGCGAGUUCACCGCCGCCCUGGAGCGGUUUGGUGGCAAGAGCUGGCGCGUCAUUGGUCUGUGUGCGCGCCUCGUCCCACGCAUGACGCACGAUGAUGAUGACGACGAUGGUGAGGAUGACACGGAGCUGACAGAGGACAACGCACCACUGGAGGGAUACGUGCUGCUUGGUCUGUGUGCGCUGGCGGACCCACCCCGGCCCAACGUGGACAGGGCGGUGGCUGCGUGCCGCACGGCAGGCAUCAAGGUGUACAUGGUGACUGGCGAUCACGCCCUCACGGCGGCGGCCAUUGCCAGGGAAGUUGGCAUCCUCACCAGCACCAACGGCGGUGAUAUUGACGAUGAGGACGAGCACCACCUCAACGCGGUCGCCCACCACCCUGCAGCGGACCCCAUCCCGGGGGAGUUCCAGCCCGGCGUGUACAUGAGCCACUCUGUCGACAAGUUCACGGACGACCACUGGCGACGCGUGCUGUCGCUGCCCGGCGCCGUGUUUGCACGCGCAACCCCGCAGCAGAAGCUGACGAUUGUGGAGGCGUGCCAGCGGUUUGGGGAGAUUGUUGCUGUGACUGGCGACGGCGUGAACGACGCACCCGCGCUGAAGCAGGCUGACAUUGGCAUUGCGAUGGGCAUCAAGGGCAACGCCGUGGCAAAGGAGGCGGCCGACACCCUCCUGAUGGACGACAACUUUGCAUCCAUUGUGCUGGGCGUUGAACAGGGCCGGCUCAUCAUGGACAACCUGCGCAAGACCAUCCGCUACCUCCUCACCCACCUCAUGCCCGAGAUUGUGCCCGUCCUCAUGAACCUUGCCCUCGGCCUGCCCAUUGGCCUCACGUCGCUGCAGAUCCUGAGCAUCGACCUGGGCACGGAGAUGGCGGCUGGCAUCUCGCUCGCGUACGAGCCGGCCGAGCCCGGCAUCAUGAAGCGGCGCCCACGCUCGAAGAAGAAGAAGAUGGUCAACAGGGAGCUGCUCACGUACUCGUACCUCAUUGCCGGCGGCAUUGAGAUGGUUGCCUGCUUCCUCGCAUAUGUGCACGUGUUCUCCUCCCACGGGCUCACGCUUGGCGACGUGUUUCUGAAGGGCGACAACCACUUCCGCGCCAACCCAGACCCGCUGUGCCUGUCGGACGGCCGCUGCUUCACGCCCGCGCAGCAGGAGGAGAUUGCCGGGCAGGCGACGGCUGCGUGGUACAUGACGCUCAUCCUGGGACAGGCAGUGCACCUGUGGGUGAUCAAGUCUGGGCGCGUGUCCAUCUUCCGCACCAACCCGCUGAACAACAUCGUGGCGGUGUACGGCGCCAUCGUCGCCGUCUGCAUCAUGCUCAUCCUGGUGUAUGUGCCGGGCCUACAAGUGUUUGUUGGCGCGCGCACGCCCGAGGGCAUCACGUGGGUGUUCUUCCUCAUUGCCGCUGCUGGCCUGAUUGCGUACACGGAGCUCAAGCUGCUGUGGAAGAAGCGGCGCACACGACGACGACGCCGACGACGACGCAUGAGGAAACUGCGCAGCGCGGGGACGGAGUGUCACCACCACGCACUGGUGGCCGGCAGCAGUGCAGAGGCCAGCCCAGACAGCAGCUGCAACACCAGCUACAUUGGCACCUGUGAUGAAGACGAGGAUGACGAUGACGAUGAUCAUGAUGAUGAUCAUGAUGACAACGGCGGCCGUGUGCUGCACCUUGAUGACCACGCUGACUCGGCCGUUCACGAGUGGAUGCUUGCCGUGGUUUGACGUGGCGGCGUUUGGUGUUUGUUGAUGUUUGUGUGUGUGUGUGUGUGUGUGUGUAUU